Molecule: messenger RNA, 510 nt
Organism: Parnassius mnemosyne (clouded apollo)
Lineage: Eukaryota; Metazoa; Arthropoda; Insecta; Lepidoptera; Papilionidae
Source: the annotation of a GenBank genome assembly
AUGAUAAGUGACGACGAUCGUGAUAUUGAUAUUGAAAGUGAUGCGGAAAAUGAUUCUGAUUCGCGAACCCACGCAAGAAAUAGUCUCGGUGGAAGUGGUUACUAUUCUCAGGCAGAAAAGCGAGCACACCAUAAUGCUUUGGAGAGGAAACGAAGAGACCAUAUUAAAGAUAGUUUCACAUCACUGAGAGAAUCUGUUCCUGCAUUGCAAGGAGAGAAAGUGGCUAGCCGUGCACAAAUUUUAAAAAAGGCGGCGGAGUAUAUCUCGUUUAUGAGGCGGAAAAACAACAUACACCAGCAAGACAUUGAUGAUUUGAAAAGACAAAAUAAUUUGCUGGAGAGUCAAAUCAAAGCAUUGGAAAAAGUUCGAGCUACAGGAAAUUACAUGGACGCCCAUGAGCUAGGACUUGGGAUCAAAUCAGAAGGUAGUUCCCAUGACACUGAUAGCUCUGAUGGUGAAGGUACCACCCGGCGAGUGAAGAAAUUAAAAAUCAAUGGAGUCAAUGUGUAA